AUGACCACUCUAAGAGUUGUGUUAGCUUUGGCCUCCUCCAAAACUUGGUUCUUACACCAAUUAGAUGUAGAUAAUGCUUUCUUACAUGCAAACCUAGAAGAAGAAAUCUAUAUGGCUUUACCGCAACGUCUCUCGACUUCCAAGCCUAACCAGGUCUGUUUAUUAAAGAAAUCUCUCUAUGGAUUGAAGCAAGCUAGUCGACAGUGGUUCAAUACUAUCUCACGUGCUCUACAGGUUCUUGGUUAUUCUCAAAGUCAAGCUGAUCACACCUUAUACACCAAGAAGACUGAGAAAUCCUUCACCACUUUACUAUUAUAUGUUGAUGAUGUGUUGUUAGAAGGAAAUGACAUUUCUGAGAUCAAUAAGGUCAAGCAGUCUCUUCAUACACAGUUUUGCAUUAAGGAUCUUGGAGAAACCAAGUUCUUUUUGGGUUUAGAGAUUGCGCGGUCCUCCAAAGGCAUAGUGGUUAACCAACGCAAAUAUGCCUUGGAACUUCUAUCAGACUCUGGUCUUCUCUGUUGUAAGCCAACGACAACACCUAUGGAUAGCUUAGUCAAGUUGGGAGCUACUAUUGGCGAACCACUCUCUGAUAUCAACUCUUAUAGAAGAUUGAUAGAAAGACUUCUUUAUCUUACAACUACAAGACCAAACAUAACUUUUGUGGUGAAUCAACUUAGUCAAUUCUUAUCUGCUCCAACAAACCGGCAUCAAGCAGCUGCUCACAGAGUCCUUCGUUAUAUUAAAGGCUCACCUUGGUGUGGCCUUUUUUAUCCAUCAUCAAACACUCACAAGCUCACAGCAUACAGUGACUCUGACUGGGCUGGUUGCAUUGAUUCUAGAAAAUCAAUUACUGGGUAUUGUUUAUACAUUGGUUCCUCUUUAAUCUCAUGGAAAUCGAAGAAGCAAACUACUAUAGAAAGGUCUUCAUGUGAAGCUGAGUAUCGUGCACUUGCUGCAACAGUGUGUGAAGUACAAUGA
Messenger RNA from Cajanus cajan (pigeon pea), 978 nucleotides. Its product is annotated as putative mitochondrial protein AtMg00810. NCBI's taxonomy places the organism in Eukaryota, Viridiplantae, Streptophyta, Magnoliopsida, Fabales, Fabaceae. The record is from RefSeq and is a predicted model, not a curated record.